UGUUUUUGACUUUUAUUUAUUGAAUGGUUUUCAUUAUUAGUCAUGUCUUUGAAUAGAUUAUUAAAUAAUUGUAUUGUUUUGUUGCUUUCAAUCCAUUGAUUGCAUUAAUUGAUGUUAUUUUUUGCCAUAAAUUGAUUUGAAUUAUUAGUAAAUUUAUUAUAAAUAUGACGAUAACUAAAGGUUUGUUGUGUCGCAUGGCUUUCAUUAGCUGAUCCAAUGAUGACAUGAUUUUUGAUCAAUCAUUGAUUUAUGUGUUUUACUCAGAUAUUAAUCAAAUUAAACAUCUUCUCGAGAGAAUCGACAAUAAUUUGAAACAAAAGGAUGGAUCCAAUGAAAGUAAUCUUAAAGAGGAUGUCAAGACAUUGCUAACUGCCCUCCAAUGUCCAGUAUUUGCCAGUAUUAUUGCCAUUCAGGAGUCGAUUGAUGAGCUUAAGGAGCAGCUGUUGAGACACCCGUCUAUACUUCCGGUCGACUUCGACAUCUCGCCACUGACGGGUCAGCUCAUGUUGAAUGUUCCGCCCGAACCAAACCACGUAAUCGCUGCCAAUUCAGAUUCAUAUGAGCCGACCUCCGAUCCCGAACACAGCUAUGAGUUUGAUUGUCGACCGGAAUUGGUUGUCCGCCAGACCUCCAACAGUGAUCUGUUGACUCAACCCGAACCCGAUUACGUGAACAUAUCGGCACAGUUGGGACGACUAUCAUAUCCGGCUUAUCCAUCAUCAGUUGCCAGCACUGAUAUUGCCAUUGAUAAGGAUAUUGAUAUGAACCCACAAAUAGAUGUACAAAACAAUAAGGAAACAACUAUUGCUUCCAACAACCAAACUAUUGAAGAGUUGCCUGAAAUGCGAACUUUUGAAGUGGAAUUAGUUAAGGAUCAUCAGGGGUUAGGCAUCACUAUUGCUGGUUAUGUUUACGAUAAAGGUAACAUUGAGGAAAUAUCAGGUAUUUUCAUAAAAAGUAUUGCAACUGGAAGUGUGGCUGAUCUUUGUAGACAAAUAAGCAUAAACGACCAAAUUAUCGAAGUUGACGGCCGAUCACUUUAUGGAUAUACCAAUCAUCAAGCGGUAGAUGUAUUGCGAAGUACAGGCAAAGUAGUAAAACUACGAUUAGCCCGAUAUCUUAGAGGAUCUAAAUACGAACAGUUACAACAAGCAAUAGCUAAUCCUGAUAUACCGGCUCCAUAUUACACACCACCCGGUGCUACAGUUAUUCAUGUUUACGAUCAUUCAACUGAUGCGAUUCAGAACAAUCAAAACGGUAGUGCAGUCAGUAAUGAUAGUAAUAAUAAAAUUGUACAGAAAUCUGAUGAAGAAUUAAUAAACAAAUGGCAAACAAUUAUCGGUUCUAACUUUGAUAUUGUUAUUGCAAACAUCUUAAGAGAAGGUCCCGGAUUAGGUAUCUCUUUAGAAGGAACAGUAGAUGUGGAGAAUGGCAAUGAAGUUCGGCCUCACCAUUAUAUUCGAUCAAUUUUACCGGACGGACCCGUCGGUGUUAAUGGUAUUCUUAAAAGUGGUGACGAACUUUUAGAGGUAAAUGGGAUUAGACUCCAUGGAUUAAGUCAUUCAGAUGUGGUGCCAUUACUUAAAGAUUUGCCAAAAGAGGUACAAAUAGUAUGUGCCCGACCUUUUGAUAAUGACUACGCAAAUCGUGAUGUUUUAGUCAAUUAUGAUGCCAUCAUUAGUGACAAUCAAUUAUCAAAUUCAAGAUUAGCAUUAGAAAGCCAGUCACUUAACGAUAGCCUCAUAUCGAUUGUGCCCUCAUAUGAAAGACUAGUCAAAGCAAAAUCUGAUGGUUCGCUUGCCAUCUCUGCACCACCCGUUUCAGUCGCUUCCGAUUUGACUAAAAUGAAGUCUCGCUCAUUGGAACCAUUAACAGGACUAGCAAUGUGGUCAUCUGAAGUGGAAUUAAUUGAACUAAUUAAAGGCGAUAAAGGAUUGGGAUUUAGUAUUUUAGACUAUCAGGAUCCAAUGAAUCCAACAGAAACUGUUAUUGUCAUUAGAUCUCUUGUUCCGGGAGGUAUUGCUCAACAGGACGGUCGGUUGAUUCCUGGAGAUAGACUGUUGUUUGUUAACGACACCAUUACAAAUGAUUUGGAUGUAGCCGUGCGCACACUGAAGACGGCACCAAAAGGCAAAGUGGUGAUUGGUGUGGCCAAACCAUUACCAUUACCAGAAAGCACUGGUACCACAAUUCACAGCAUUCAAUCGCCAACCAAUAGUCAGCGAUAUUCAAUUGACGACAUCAAGAGUCCAAUACCAUCACCAACUGAUGAUACAAUUGAGAGCAACAAUUUGAUUGAUAUAUCAACCAAUAAGUCGAUGAAUUACACGCAACCAUCAGUUAAUUUGAAUGCAGAGGUGGACUCACAGUUAUUGAAAAGUCAAGUCUCACGUCAAGAGUCAAUCAAUUCAAUGAAUUCGGUUGAAUCUCAAGUGUCUUCGAGUGCCGUAUCAUUAGCUGAUCACUUAAUGUCAGACAUUCCUAUAGAUAGCUAUCAUACGACUAAAGAUUCUGUGUCUCCGACAUCGAGUGCCAGUAAUUUAGUGUUCAGUGAAUCUCGUAGUUCAACACCUCUUGACUAUUGUUCGUCGCGAUCUCGAUCUCCCAGUCCUUCAUAUCAUAAUGCAGUGGCCAUACCAUUGCCGACAGCACUUGAAAGGACUAUAAAAAUUAACAAAGGAAGCGAUCCUUUGGGUUUGACUCUCGAGUUAGCCGACAGAGGCAUUAAUGGUAUGAUUGUUAAGAAUGCCUCAAAAACAGGUGCCAUAUAUCGUAACGGAAACAUCACAAGAGGAGACUAUCUCUUAUCAAUUAAUAACGAAAGUCUUCGUAAUAUAACUAACUCUAAAGCUCGAGCUAUCCUUAGACGCGCACAACUUAUAGGCAAUGAAAUCACUUUUAAAUAUAUUCCGGCCGAAGACGCAGAAGUACACAAACAGUCGGCCCUAUUAUCUAUGCAACACCAGAGCCACAGUCCGACACCUCCUCUCGACAGAACCUCACCCUCUUUAUUGCCUUUACUUCGACGCACACCAUCUCCCAGUUCACCAUAUUUUGCACCAAAACUUAGUGAUAGCGACAGUGAAGUUGAGAUUUCAUGUGGCGCUCAAUCCUCUCAGCCUUCCGUGCCCUCAACCCCCACCCAAAGUCAACAAAUACUUGAAUUUACAAAUAUUUUGUACAAUCAGUCAGCGAUUCCGACUUCAUUUAAGCCAUUAUUAAUGUCUUCAGACGAUUCAUUUGAUGCACAGAAAAUCACUUCAGACUCGACUUCCAAUGAGUUGGCAGUGAAGACACAAACUAUAAGUUCAAAUGAUAGUCAUAUUAACGUACAAUUAUUUCAAUCAACUGCACAAUCAUCUCAUAGAGAAUCACCUAUAGUAUCGCCGCGAAAGACAAAAGUGCCUCAAAAGAGCCCACAACAACAUAUAGCGGACCAAAUGAGUACAGAUUCAGACAAACGAUGCAUUUCUCCAGAAGCGGGAUCCACAAGUAGUGAUACGACAAACAAUGCCAGUAUUACCUCAACAGUCACCCGACAGUGGGGUGAGGAAAGGGUUGUGUAUUUGAAUCGUGAAGAACAUAAAGGUUUAGGCAUUAGUAUUGUCGGCGGAAAAGUUGAACUCUUUAACAUAUCUCCUGGAAAUGCCAUAUCCGGUAUUUUCAUCAAAAAUGUAUUACCCGACAGUCCCGCUGGACGUGAUGGUACUCUUAAAAGUGGUGAUCGUAUACUUAGUGUUGACGACGUGGAUCUGCGUGAAACCACUCACGACAAGGCAGUAGAAGCCUUCAAAAAUGCUAAAAAUCCCAUUAAGUUUGUCGUACAAAGUCUUUUACCCCACAGCAAAGAUAGCGCUUCCACUGAUAACUUAAUCAACAAAACUGAGACAUCUAUGGCCUCAAGCGCUACAUUGGCUGCCGUCGAGUCAGUUGCUGAAGAACUGGGCUCUGAUGCCAGCGAUGAGUGCUUUAGUUCACCGCAAACCAGUGCUAACAUUGAAGCACAGACUACAAGCAAUACUAACGAUGACAUUAACCAUUCAAAAGUUGUAUUAAAUUUAAAUGAAUUAUCUCAAGAAAUAACUGAAUUACAAAUUGAUUUAAAUGGAAAAGAUAUGACCGGAAAAAUAAAAACAUCGAAUGGAGUUCAGAUCGAUAGGUCGAGUGCUGCAAAUAUAAGACUAACUUCUGAUGAUUUCAAGGAAUCUAAUGAAAAGGAUCUUAAAGAAGACGAGUUUGGAUACUCUUCAAAAAAACUACACAAAAAAUAUGGAGAUCUCACUGGAUAUACAUUUUUAGUAGACCUUCACAAAGGUCUGACCGGACUCGGCAUAAGUUUGGCCGGAAAUAGAGACCGAACCAAAAUGAGUGUCUUUGUCUGUGGUCUGCAUCCAAAAGGAAGUGCUUAUAAAGAUGGAAGACUACAGAUUGGAGAUGAGAUUCUUGAGGUAAAUGGUAUUGUAGUUCAAGGAAGAUGUCACCUCAACGCUUCCGCAAUCAUCAAAAGUCUGAGUGGACCCGUUUAUCGUAUUAUUGCUCUUAGAAGGGAUGGUGCCUUAGAGGAGAUGGCAGUUAAGCCAUUAACACAAUUUCCCGUCCAUUUAGAGGAUGACAUCAUUGAGGAAAAAUACAGCAAAUAUAAAGGCGUCCGAACCAUAACUGUCAGAAAGAGUUCUCAAGGUUUAGGUAUAAUGAUUAUUGAAGGAAAACAUUCAGAGUUAGGCCGCGGAGUAUUUGUCUCUGAUAUUCAAGAGGGCAGUCCCGCUGAGUUGGCCGGACUUACCGUCGGAGAUAUGAUAUUAUGUGUAAAUAUGAUUGAUUUAUUUGGAGCAGAUUACGAAACGGCGGCCUCAACACUGAAAAGUGCAGAAGGAUUGCUUACCAUAGUUGUUGCCAAACCAUCGAAAUCAAGUCUUCAAGAAAUGAUUGUCGAAACUGAUUCCACAGACAAUUUCUAUUUGGAUGAAACCAUUAAUCCCUGUGCACCUGCACCUACACCCCCCAAACCACAAACAGUGCACAAAUCACUGCACGGUCCGGUGCGGACAUCGACUGCAACGAAUGGAUCGCUAUCCCGGGCCAACCAAAAAACUAUUCCAACACAUCCAACACAUCCCAUACCUGUUACACACAAAUCACAUUUAGUUUCUUCUAAUUUGGACACUUAUGGCACAAACACUCAAUCUUUUUUCAUAUCGCAUACAAAAGAAAUGCCAGAUUCACAACAUAGUGAUCUCAAGACAUGUCAGGUUAGGGGCGGACAGGAGACCACUAUUGAGAUCGUUAAAGAAAAACUUGGGUUAGGUCUCAGUAUUGUUGGCGGUUCGGACACACCAUUAAAUGCAGUUAUUAUCCAUGAAGUAUAUCCCGACGGCGCGGCCGCACUCGAUGGCCGAUUAAAACCCGGCGAUCAGAUCUUAGCUGUCAAUAAUGAAGAUCUACGAAAUGCUCAUCACGAACGUGCGAUCGCAGCCCUCAGACAAACGCCUCCUGUAAUUAAAUUAACAGUUUUUAGAGAUAAUAUUGAGACACAAGACGAAGAAAGUGAUAUUAUUGAUGUCGAGUUGUUUAAAAAGUCGGGACGAGGUUUAGGAUUAAGUAUUGUCGGAAAGAAAAGUGGUUCCGGAGUUUUUAUAUCAGAAGUGGUAAAGGGAGGCAUUGCUGAAUCUGAAGCUCGUCCACCACUUAUGGUCGGCGAUCAGAUCUUAGAAGUUAACAGCGAAGACUUGAAAGAUGCCCCGCAAUCACACGCGGCCGCCAUCCUUAAGACAACUUGUGGUAAAAUACAAUUAAAAAUCGGUCGAUUAAAAGCUGGUUCGCGACAGACAAAUGCAGAAACAUUGUCGACAUCAAAGUCUGAUGAAAUGUCAACCGAUGAGCCUUUACAACAAAAGGAAAUAAUAUUAGAGCGAAAAUCAGAGGGAUUGGGAUUUAGUAUAGUCGGUGGUUAUGGCAGUCCUCACGGAGAUCUUCCCAUUUGUGUAAAGAGUGUCUUCGAGAGGGGCGCCGCUGCUAAAGAUGGACGUCUCAAGAGAGGAGACAUCCUUCUAACAGUCGGUAUUCUGACCAACGAAGCCGAAGAUCAAUGGACUACCACUCAAUUGAAUGGACUGACCCAUGAAAACGCUGUCGAAGUAUUAAAAUCUAUUAACGGAACCGUUAAACUCACGGUUUUAACCAAUUGAGUUGAUUUCAGUUGAUUUCAAUUAUUCAUAUUGUUUUCACAGUUAUCAUACAUUUUGGUUAUUUAUUUAAAAAAUAUUAAUAAUAAUAAUAACACUUAAAAA
Oppia nitens is the source of this 6287-nucleotide messenger RNA. RefSeq names its product multiple PDZ domain protein-like. The record is from RefSeq and is a predicted model, not a curated record. NCBI's taxonomy places the organism in Eukaryota, Metazoa, Arthropoda, Arachnida, Sarcoptiformes, Oppiidae. Gene Ontology annotation, molecular function: protein binding. Bases 225 to 6185 code for a protein of 1986 amino acids. The transcript is spliced from 29 exons.